Molecule: messenger RNA, 5339 nt
Organism: Homo sapiens (human)
Lineage: Eukaryota; Metazoa; Chordata; Mammalia; Primates; Hominidae
Gene: PPARG
Product: peroxisome proliferator activated receptor gamma
Exons: 5
Coding region: 177-1061 (294 amino acids)
Biological process (GO): regulation of transport; nuclear receptor-mediated signaling pathway; negative regulation of smooth muscle cell proliferation
Cellular component (GO): nucleus; nucleoplasm; cytoplasm
Molecular function (GO): DNA-binding transcription factor activity; DNA binding; zinc ion binding
Source: RefSeq, marked reviewed
AGUCCUUUCUGUGUUUAUUCCCAUCUCUCCCAAAUAUUUGGAAACUGAUGUCUUGACUCAUGGGUGUAUUCACAAAUUCUGUUACUUCAAGUCUUUUUCUUUUAACGGAUUGAUCUUUUGCUAGAUAGAGACAAAAUAUCAGUGUGAAUUACAGCAAACCCCUAUUCCAUGCUGUUAUGGGUGAAACUCUGGGAGAUUCUCCUAUUGACCCAGAAAGCGAUUCCUUCACUGAUACACUGUCUGCAAACAUAUCACAAGAAAUGACCAUGGUUGACACAGAGAUGCCAUUCUGGCCCACCAACUUUGGGAUCAGCUCCGUGGAUCUCUCCGUAAUGGAAGACCACUCCCACUCCUUUGAUAUCAAGCCCUUCACUACUGUUGACUUCUCCAGCAUUUCUACUCCACAUUACGAAGACAUUCCAUUCACAAGAACAGAUCCAGUGGUUGCAGAUUACAAGUAUGACCUGAAACUUCAAGAGUACCAAAGUGCAAUCAAAGUGGAGCCUGCAUCUCCACCUUAUUAUUCUGAGAAGACUCAGCUCUACAAUAAGCCUCAUGAAGAGCCUUCCAACUCCCUCAUGGCAAUUGAAUGUCGUGUCUGUGGAGAUAAAGCUUCUGGAUUUCACUAUGGAGUUCAUGCUUGUGAAGGAUGCAAGGGUUUCUUCCGGAGAACAAUCAGAUUGAAGCUUAUCUAUGACAGAUGUGAUCUUAACUGUCGGAUCCACAAAAAAAGUAGAAAUAAAUGUCAGUACUGUCGGUUUCAGAAAUGCCUUGCAGUGGGGAUGUCUCAUAAUGCCAUCAGGUUUGGGCGGAUGCCACAGGCCGAGAAGGAGAAGCUGUUGGCGGAGAUCUCCAGUGAUAUCGACCAGCUGAAUCCAGAGUCCGCUGACCUCCGGGCCCUGGCAAAACAUUUGUAUGACUCAUACAUAAAGUCCUUCCCGCUGACCAAAGCAAAGGCGAGGGCGAUCUUGACAGGAAAGACAACAGACAAAUCAGUUAGUUCUCUUCUGCUGUCUUCAUUGGGGGAGGCGGGAAGUUGUUUUGGGUUUUUGUUUCUUUGAGUAAAUGGUUUACUGCGCUACAAAUGCACACACAGAAUAUUGUUCAACUGUUGGCUGUUAACAUAUUGCAGGCUGAGUCUGAAACGCAGGAAGUGUUUUCAGAUAGCACAAGUCAACAUUAUUUUGAAAAGGGAGAAAAGUCCAUAAAGUUUUUGAGAAUAGUGUAACAAUGUAUUGGUCAUCCUAACUUUAAUGAAUGAACUUAAGCCCCCUGAGCCUAUCACCCUCUUUUAGGAUCCAUCUCCUUUCUCGGCAUCAAAAUAACUGGCCACAGCAAUAUUCAUUCAAGCAGCCUUGCUUUCCUCUGGGAAGAACCCGACCUAGGUUUAGAAAAGGUAUUGAAUCCCACUAUUUCACCUUUCAGGAGAACUACCAGAGUUACCUCUUUUUUUUUUUUUUUUUUUUUUUUUGAGAUGUCGUCUCACUUUGUCGCCCAGGCUGGAGUGCAGUGGCACAAUCUCGGCUCACCGCAACCUCCGCCUCCCAGGUUAAAGCGAUUAUCAUGCCUCAGCAUCCCGAGUAGCUGGGAUUACAGGUGUGCACGACCAUGCCUGGCUAAUCUUUGUAUUUUUAGUAGAGACGGGGUUUCACCUUGUUGAUCAGGCUGGUCUAGAGUUACCUCUUAAGAAGUUCAACAUGAGGCAUAAAAAUAGAUUCUAGAUAUUAUGUUACCUUUCUUUCCUUGUAGCAUUCUUGAUUAUUCCGGGGCAACUAGAAGCUCUAUCCUUUUAUUACAUAUGUGAAUUUUAUCUUCUGCAAGGCUCUGAGCUGCCUGGACUACUUCAGUGGACUCUCCAACAUCUGUUCACUCAUUGAGCAGCACUGUUUAGAAAACCCAGAAUGGGUUGUAAUUGUUACUGAGUUAGGUUUUCCAAGCAGCAGAGCUCUUCUCUGACUGGAAACUGAGAAAACAACAUGGAAUUAUAGAAUAAAAUUGUACCUGAAUUCUAGUCCCAAUUCUGCCAUCAGCUUGGAUGACCUGGAUCAUGUCUCUGUACCUCAGUUUGUUGUUGUUGUUGUUGUUGUUGUUUUGAGACAGAGUCUUGCUCUGUUGCCAGGCUGGAAUGCAGUGGCGUGAUCUCGGCUCACUGCAACCUCCACCUCCCUGGUUCAAGCAAUUCUCCUGCGUCAGCCUCCCGAGUAGCUGGGAUUGCAGGCGCAUGCCACCAUGCCCAGCUAAUUUUUUUGUAUUUUUAGUAGAGAUGGGUUUUCACCAUGUUGGCCAGGAUGGUCUUGAUCUCCUGACCUCGUGAUCUGCCCGCCUCUGCCUCCCAAAGUGCUGGGAUUACAGGCAUGAGCCACCGCGCCCGGCUUUGUAGCUCAGUUUUUAAUGACAGGGUUUGGCUUUGAUUCUGAUGUCUGCACAACGCUCCCAGGGCUGUAAGAACUGCAGAACACACUGAGAAGACACCGUCCCAGCCAUGGAAAGCCCUUCUAUGCAGUCAUUUAUUUUCACAUGAACACCUCCCAGAGAGCUAUGCAAUGACUUGAUAGAUAUGUGUAACUUUUCCCCUAUUCAGAUAUAUUGUUAGGAAAAUCUCAUUAACCUUUCAUGUAUUUUGAUGACUAUCUCAAGAUGGUAGUUCUUCUGUUUAGCUAAACUAGUAAGAGUAGAAUCAGUUAAUAGAAAAAGGAAACUUAUGGCAUAAAGCCAUAUGGUAAUAAGGACAAUGAGUUUUCUGAUUUGAAAAUAGGUCUUUGAUACCUCAACAAUAAUAUACCUGGAUUCAAUUCUUUACAGUAUAAAAAAAACCUUGCACAUUUGUUAGGUUCGAGCCACAUGCACCUGACUACUGCUAUUAUUAUCCUCUUUAUUUUAGAGAUGAGGAAAAUAAAGUCCAGAGAGGUUAAACAUUUUGCCCUAAGACCCCACAGCAAGUGGGUAGAAGACCUGGGACUAUAAUGCAGGUUUUCUGGCCUCUAGUUCAGAGCAUUCGUAGCAUGCUAGCCCCUCAGUAGCAUAGUACUUUAGGAAGCUAGUCUUUCCCACUUGCUGGUAGUAAGCCAGGGAGACAUAAUACACUAAGAAAGCUUCGGUCUGAGAAAACUUUCCAUGAUUGUUUUUUCUCAAUUUUUAGAACAGUAGGAAUUCUUCACCUCAUCUGCUAUCCCAACAUAUUCACAAUUGGAAAAUUUUUGUGCUGUUCUGUUCUUUUCAAAUUACAAAAGUCCUUGACUAGGACUGCUGGCUUUUACAUGCACAGGACUGCACAACACUGGUGUUUAUAAAGCUCAUUCGUUCAAUGAUAAAAUUGGCCAUAGCAAAUCAAAAAUAAAUGAAGACCUCUGCGUAGCUGAUUGGACUACAGAAAAUAAGCCAUUCAUAUCCAGGAAGAAAAAAUUAAAAGGAUUGCUGAAAAGGAAAGAGCCCUAAAGCAAACUAUCUACAGUUUUGGUUAGUUUUCUUUUCUUUUCUUUUCUUUUUUUUUUUUUUUUUUUGAGGUGGGGUCUUGCUUUGUUGCCCAGGUGGGAGUGUCUUCUUAUAUUGGUCAGGCUGGCCUUGAACUCGGGGCUCAAGCCGUCCUCCCACCUCAGCCUCCCAAAGAGCUGGUAUUACAGGUGUGAGCCACCAGCCAUGGUUAGUUUUCAUCAACUGCUUUCUCACCUUCUUUUCAUCCUCUAAUUCAUACCUGCAAUCCUUAUUAGAAAUCCUGUCAACUUAAUAGUACCAGAAAGUCAGGCAAAAGACUGAUAAAAAAAAAGCCUCGGUGGUCAAGAACUUAAAAUUACACUACUGGUGUGCAACGUGCUCUUAUCUGUGUUACUGGAGGACACCCUCAAGAUACCUCACUCCAGUUGACUCCUUGGCUCUAAAUCUUUGAGUUAAAAAAUAAGGAGGUUCUUUAUGGAAUAAACAGGUAUUAAGCUAUUUAAAGGAGAGGGCUGCGAAAUGCUUGAUUAUGGGCUUUUCAAGUUCAGAGGCCAAGCGUUUGUCAUUUUCUUCCAGUAACUAGGACUGUGUCUUGCCCCUAAUAGUUACUCAGACUAUAUUUGCUUAAUUGAAUUAAACACAGUUGCCUAUGCCCUUUGAAAUUCUGGACUUUCAACAGAGGGCCUCUAGCCCAAUAUUUGCUUACCAAACUGGACAUCAUUGAUGAUCUGGAUUCAGGCAGGGUCUGGAAAAAGAGAGACUGGGCCAAAUUAAAAUAAUCCAUUCACUGAUGACACAAAACUAAACUACAAUUGUUUGGCACCCUCUCUUCUCCUUAUCUUGCAAAAUCAAAUUAAGCACUAGUGGAAAGAAACAGUUCAGAGAGGAAUAUGGGAAAGGAAAAAAAAAAACCAAAAUGUGAUUUCCAACGAGACUAGAGAUUUGUUCUUUAUCUACAUGGUCAUGUUACUCAUUUGAUAGCAUCUAUCUCAGGGGUAUUAUGUUAUCUCUUGGCCAGGACUCAUGAAAGUUAAGAUUUGCAUUGAUAGGAAAAGUUUUGCAGAAAUAUGGACUCUUGAGAGGGUGGGAGGUAUAUAAAAGUGGCUAUGGCUGUGCAGCAGAGCAAUUUGCAUUUCUUAUACACCCUGCUUGAGACUGAUGUCAUUAGUGUUGGUUAGGCCAAGGCUGGGGGAGGCUACUCAGAAUAGUGGGUGACCAAUUACCCAGAACCUUUGGAAAAGGAAAUGACUUGAUUGAAGAGGCCAUUCUUUAAAUGUAUCUUACUGCUCAAUUUCACCAUUGCCUAUUGUAGAAUGCGCCCUGCCCGCUCAGCAUUUGCCUCUAGGCAGACCAGGACUCCUUCCCCUCCCCAACUAAUCUUCCUUCUCCUGUAUCUUAUUCCCUAGGGCCACUUGCACCUUUCAAAAUGGAUAAAUUAAAUUCCCCUGCUCCCCUUCUACCAACUUUAACAUCAUAUCCUUGGUGUAUGAUGCCCUACUUUUCAUUGUUUUGCCUAAAUAAGAGUAUGCUUGGGAAUUUUAGGCUUAGGGCUGGGAAAAGAUGGGAUAUGGAAUCGUCAGCUAUAGAUUGCCGGACAAGAAAUUUUAGGAGCAGUAGACCUUUCAACCGCCCUCAAUAGGAUGGAACUGACUGUCCCCACAACCUAUUUCCCUUUCAGUGGCUUGCUCCAGCCAAGGCCCCUUAUUUAAGAGAUCUUUGUGCGCUCUGAAAACCAUGCAUAUGCCAGAACUAGGUGCUCUGUUUCAUGAAGGCAGUUUGAUAACUGAAUGGACUUUGGAAGUGCCCAGUGUUUGACUAUUACCCUGGUGCGAUGAUCACACUGGGCGUAUCAUUGUCACAUGAUCCCAUGUUUGUUGAUGAAAAUAAACAGUGGUUUUCAAAAACCA